UGCCACUCCACGCAAGCUACGAGCAGCACUACUAUGCGAUUCCUAAGAUCGCUAGCCAUCGUCCUCGUGGCCUUGGCUGCUGUUGCCAAUCCUACUGUGACUGUCGCACAAGACCUGCCAACGUAUGCAAACUUUGUUGUAGCUGGGGCAAGCGGCAUGUCUGCCUGGGUAUUCAUCCACCCUGCCGACUUGAUCAAGACUCGGAUGCAGCUGCUGGGGGACAGCAAGAAGGGUGCCACUGCUGUCUCCGUCGGGAAGGACCUGGUGAAAAACGAGGGCGUGACUGCUCUCUACGCGGGGCUAUCGGCUGCGUUGGCCAGGCAGGCGUCGUACACCACUCUUCGCCUAGGGCUCUACGAUCUACUCAGGAGGCUCGUCCUCGACAGCAGGACAACCGACAUGAACGGCGUGCAGCUGUUGCUUUUGCGUAUUCUUAUCGGCGCCGUCUCGGGAGGCAUGGCAUCCUUUUGCUCCUGUCCGAUAGAGGUCUGCCUUGUCAGGAUGCAGGCGGACGGCAAACUCCCCAAAGAUCAGCAGCGGGGUUACCGCGGCGUGUUUCACGCCCUGUACAGGAUAGCCAGGGACGAGGGAGCCCUGGCGUACUGGCGGGGUGGCGGCACCACUGUUUUGCGUGCGAUGGUGGUUUCGGUGUCGCAGAUCGCGACGUACGACCAGGCGAAGGCAUCGCUAGCCCCGUAUGUCCAGGGCUUCCAACAGCAUCUUGUGGCGGGCGUGAUCUCAGCCCUCACCUUCACCACCAUCUCCAUGCCGUUCGACACCGUCAAGACACGUGUCCAGCAGGAAAAGGCCGGCAAGAAACCGCGGUACACGGGCACCUUCAAUGCGCUUGCCACCAUCGCCAGGACGGAGAGUCUGGGGUCCCUGUGGACAGGAUUCCCGCCCUACCUGCUGGCCAAGGGUACGCUUACGGUCAUCCUCUUCCUCAUCAAGGAGCAGUACACGGAGCUCGCCAAGUGGCUGUGCUCUGGGGGCUUGAAGACAAUGUUCGCUGCAAAGUAGUUUAUCGCCCAUCUCGUUAGCUAAAUAAUUUUAGCCUCCGGGCGCUUGUCUGACUUUACCAGGAGGCACUGUUGAGUGGAAGGGUUGACUUGACUGCUGUCAGGUGGUGGGUGGGUGCAUGGCCCGCUGCUCAAGAUGCCGAUUUGUGUGGAGGGUUUUUUGUGUCGUUGUAUCAAAUGGUGUCGUAGCACUUCGUUACCAUACAUGGGGUUGGAGUGCAAACUGCAAUUGUUGUCAUUUGCUUGGGUGAAAAAUGUGCUACUAUUUGGCUGUUGUUGUCCCUAGUGUGAACUCUGUGCAAUGCUGUAUUGUGCUGUAAACAUGGCGCGUCUCUAUGCAUACCAUACUCCAGUGUGCGUUUUGACGGAGAGCGAGGAGGAAAGAUUCCUCUGUAGUGGUUGGAAUUUAUGUUUUGUAACUCUAGAAAGAGCUACUUUGGAUGACGCCGAGACAGUUACGAUACUAAUGCUGUACAAGUAGACGGGAUCUGAUUGACAUGGAGGAGGUGGCGUUGCAAAUCUCCCAACAAUCAGGCUCUAAAUAGGCAAGAUUUCGACUUGUGCUGUUGUCAACUUUGCGCUUGGUGUCCUGAUGAAGGGGGUGAGGUAUGGAAGGACAUUUCCAAUGGGUGUUCGGGCAGACGUAUUGCAGGCAUUGUUGUAGCACUGUACUUGAGUCCCGCCCGUGAGUAGACACAGCUAGCUGCAACGUAACGCCUGGACUAUGGACCCGCUGAGUGUCGAUUUCCUUGUCGAUGCGGGUGAUGAAUUUUUUUUUCCAUUUUGAAGAACGUUUGUGGCUGAAUCGACUAUUUCUGGGAGUUCAGGUGGGCCCGGCAAAGGUUUUUCCUUCCUGAAGUGAAUGGCCCGAAUGCCGCGUCAUGGUGUGAUGCCGUCGAAGGCCACGUCAGUCAAUGAUGCUAAGGGAAAUCUUGACACGAUUGUAGGCGAUACGGUUCAUGCAGCGAUUGGUACAAGUUGCAAGUUGCAAGACGUUUUCGCUAAUCACGUGCGAUAACGCAGCAUGCGUCGACGCACACGCUGCGAGAGGCCCAGGUGUGGUUCAUGUUUGAACACAUAAUUUUGGAGGACGGCAUUAUGAAAGACGGCAUGUAGUGUUCUCGUUGUGAAGGUUGGAGUCUUACAGGCGGGCCUUGCGGUUGUUGCCAAUAAGAUAUUAAUGGUGUUUUUUUUUGUUUUGGUGGUGAUGAUGUGGUUCCAAUAAGACAGUCGUACAAGUAGGGUCUUUGGUCUCUCCUCCCCAGCUGCACGCUAGCAUGGGGUAGAAGAUGGCCGUAGAUUUAUUCGGCCCACCGAGGUACAUGUAGAGCUAAAGGCUUUGUUGCAGGACUUCCUGUACUAUGCUGGUGAUUGUCAUUUGGAACAGGUGUUUUCCUUUUGUGACGCCUGUGGAUUUUCAUUCUACUUUCUUCUUGGGCAACUACUGUAUAACACUUUCGGUUGUACCAUAUGAACACGUAUCGUAGUACGUUGAGAACAAACAGCAUGCUCGUUGCGUUCACGCUAUUAGUCUAUAGUGUCAGUUGCGUCGACGUUUUGGCUCUUCAAGAGGUAAUUCAAGAGGUGAUUGUCUUGUAAAACCUUAGCAAG
Molecule: messenger RNA, 2630 nt
Organism: Ectocarpus sp. CCAP 1310/34
Lineage: Eukaryota; Phaeophyceae; Ectocarpales; Ectocarpaceae
Source: the annotation of a GenBank genome assembly